This is a messenger RNA of Penicillium cataractarum, 234 nucleotides long. RefSeq lists its product as uncharacterized. The transcript has 2 exons. The record is from RefSeq and is a predicted model, not a curated record. Lineage: Eukaryota; Fungi; Ascomycota; Eurotiomycetes; Eurotiales; Aspergillaceae. The coding region runs from base 1 to 234 and encodes 77 amino acids.
AUGUCACAGGCACGGAGUCAAGCCUCCAAGUUCUCUGAUAGCUAUCCCUCAUCUAUCUUUGAAGGGAACCCUCUCGUAAAUUUAUCUUUCCUCCCCUUAGAUGAUCCGCAGUCAUUCAUUCCUGGUGCGCUAUACGGCCAGCAGCCCCCUACUUCUACGCUCGACGUUGAAUUUAUACGGCCACGGCGACCUAUCCCUAUCCCUGCGACAAACCCUAUCUACUCUGGAGCCUAG